CACCGCGACGAUCUGGCAACGCCGCAUAUUUUUCGAGACGCAGAACGCAAGAUAUUUCUUAUCUCUCGUAAAAAAAAUGGAUUAUUUCGUUUCGAUCGGUGCGUAUCUGGGAAAAUCGCAUGCUCGUUGGCAGUAGAGAAGGCCACGCACUUUCCACGCCCCACGCCCAGCGCCCCCCGCCCGAGGGGAAAAUGGGAAAGCAACAUUAUCUGGCAUCCGUAUCUUCGUCCGUCGCAGCCGUCGAAAUGUUCGUCGCGCCAGUUAUCGACUCGGCAAUCUCCAUCUCCUAAAGCACACACACUCAAUCGCACGCAGCCCAGCACACAGGCACGCACACACCUACGUAACCUGCCAGCGGAAGAGCCCCUAAUCUUGGCCAGAAACCACAGCAGCAACAACAACAGCGAAGGAGCAGCAGCAGCAGCAGGCGGAGGGAAACGGAGGCGCCGCUAGCACUAGCACCUAACAUGUCCGAGAAGCACGGCCAGCUGGGUGCGCAGUGGACGAAAUCAGCGGCGCCAGCAGCAUCAGCACAAGCCUCCAAUUCCAUCCCCAUAAAUCUACCUAUUCCCGUAGCGCUUCCCCUCCAGAAACCCAAUGUCAAUUCCUAUGUCAACUGCAGCCUGCAGCCAACUGAUAUAGUCUACAAUGCAAACCGAUUUCAAGGACCUGCUAUCCAUGCCAAGGGCUCACCCUUGACCAUUACGCCCGUGGGCCCUGGCGGAGGAGCUCCUGCCGCCGCCCAGAUCUCGCCCACGAGCCACACCCAUGUACCUGUACCUGUAGCCACGCCCAGCGGCUUUGUGCCGCCUCCGUUUCCCAAUGCCGCCGGCGGCAGUGGUCCUCUCUCCACUUCCGUGCUCACUCCGAACCCCUUUGCAACGGCAGCUGGAAAUGCUGCUGCCGGACUCGCCUUCGCCAAUGCCUUCAACUUUAACACGGCCCAGCAACUGGGUCUGGGCAAGAUCAUGCACGCCAUGGGCGGAGCCACGGGAGGAGUGUCAACGGUAUCAGUACCAGUGACCACAAGUGCAGCAGCAGCUGCUCCUACGGCUCCCACAAUAGCUGGCCAACGGCAUCCCAAUGAGGGCGUGCCUGCGGCCAGUGGAGUGAUCAAUUCCACCAUUGCUGAGAAUGUGAUGAAUGCUUUGGGAAGCUCCAACUCAGCGGGAGCUGCAGUGCCCAGUGACGAGAAGAUGCGAAGAGUGCAGCAAGUGAUUGAGGCCAGCUUGGACGACAAUGCCAAGCUGCAGAUCUCGCAGAUCCUUGAGCGUGUCUCCGGAUUAAAGCCCAUUGAGAAGCUAUUCCUUUAUCUUCGAUUGCCUGGCGAGUGUGCGGACACAGAUCCGUUGCGGCAGCCACAGAACCCGCUGGGAACACGCUCGGAGAUUAAUCACACCAUCAAUUGGGUGCGUUCCCAUCUGGAGCACGAUGCGCAGGUGUCCAUACCCAAGCAGGAUGUGUACAACGAUUACAUAGUUUAUUGCGAACGCCUCAGCAUCAAACCGCUUUCCACGGCAGAUUUCGGAAAGGUGAUGAAGCAAGUCUUUCCGGGCGUGCGUCCUCGGAGACUCGGAACGCGGGGCAACUCCCGCUACUGCUAUGCGGCCAUGCGGAAGACCACCAAGCUGACGCCCCCACAGCUCCCUCAGCUGUGCAAGACGGAGCAGAUCUUAGGGGGCGAUAGCGCUGCCGAUUCCAGUCAGCCGCCCAACGCCUCCAGCUUAGGCGGACUACCGUCGACGGGAGGCGAUUCUGAAUGUUGGGAUGUGGUGCGCAGCUGGGCAGAAAAGUUGCUAAACACUAAGCUAGAAAGCGUGGCGGAUCUAAGCGCUCGCAUCAGAAGCAACAAUGCAACAGUUUCGUCAAAAAAAUACACACCCCGUGAACCCAAGGAAAAAAGGGUUUUGGCUGACAUUGGCCCCCUGAAGAAGCGACGCAAAAAGAAACGCAAGGGCUCCACAUCCUCGGAAUCCAGCUGCAAUCAAUUAGUUACUGGUCAGGACGCGGGUAGCAGCCAGGAGGCCAGUGACGAACAGCUAAUGAAGAUUAAGCAGGAGAUCAUAGACUCACCCAUUCAGCUCCAACAAACACCUAUAGGCUACCUGCAACAGGUUACGCCAAUGAACCUGGCCCCAGACCAGAGAAGCAGCAGCGCUGUGCGCAACCUCACGCCGAAAAUCUUGGAUAUGGGCUCUCCGGCCAUAGUGCUCACGCAGCAGGAGGCCUCUCCCACGGGUAUAGUGAUCAAGGACGAGGUAGAGGACUACACCUCUAACAUUUUUUGCAAGAAGGUCUUGAAGGCGCAGCAGACAAAAGGGUUCUGGGUUAACUCGCCAAGCAGCGGGUCAACGGGCGGUGGUGGUCUAUUGGUUCCUCCAACAAUCACUACCACCUCGGCCACACCCCCGCCGCCGAGCUCUGGUAAUUCCCCAGUUCCAGGUCCCGGACUUUCCAUGGGUCCACCCUCGCAGAUGAUGAACGCCAGUUCGGUGAGCCCGUCAAGUAGCGUGGACACCACUCCCAAAGUAGCCUCCCGAAACCAAAUGAUGAUCCUGAGGGCCAAGCGUUUGAUGGCAGCGGAAAAUGCCGCCCUGGCAGCGGCCACCGAAGACUCCGGACUGCCCGAAAAUCUGGGAUUGCCCAGAGAGCGAGUGAUCAGCAUAUGUAACAUGGAUAAGCAUGAACUGGAUGACUACUUUCUGCCUGGCGAGGAUGAAGAGAACUCCGAGGAGCCCGACAACGAGCUGCUCCAAUAUUUUCAGAUGGGAGACGCUGAGGAAAAACAACUGAAUUCCUUGGAUGCUGCCGAACAGAAUAGGAAUCCACAAGAGCCAACGACGAUGGGCUCUGCGCCGGAGGCGAUGCCUGCUCCCGGACGCGGAGCAGCUGUCGUCGCCGCUGCAGCAGCGAUGCUGGCGCCGGUGCCAGCGCCUUCGAUGCCGCACGGACAGGCUGCAGUGGGUUCUGCCUCAGCGUCUCUGGCCCAAAUGUCAAAAAAGCAUCAACAGCAGCAACAGAACCUGCACCAGCAAUUGCAGCGUUCCAAGCAGCUGCCGAUUAUCAGCAACAACAAGAGAAAAAUUAGCCUGAGCAACGCCUCCAGCAACGGUAGCAACAAGAACUGCAUUUUCCUGCCCAUUUCACCAAAUACCAAUGGAUCAGCGGCGACAGCGGCAGCCACAGGAAUGGCCAAUCCCAGUCAAAACUGCUUUGCCAGUCCGGGAUUGACUAGGAUGAGGCAAAGACCCAACUUGUUGAGCAAACAGCAAUCGCUAGACUGCGACAACCGUGAUCCCAUGAUUGGUGCUCAUCGCAAAGGUCGAGGCUAUGUGUACAGCUAUCCGACAAGCACGUCUGCUUCCGCUCCACCGAGUCCAUCGCUUCUACAGCAAUGGGUAGGUGGAAACUGGUCAUUGGGAGGCGGAAAUACGUCCAGCUUUGCGGACAGCAGCCACAGUGCCGAUCCGCUGGUCAACCAAAAUUCAAUGGAUCUGGAGACGAGUCUGGCGCUCACGGGAGCAAAUGACCUGGAUACGUCAGAAAUGCAACGCUCUCAAUCAGUGCCGUUGUCUCAGUUGCAGCGAAGGACCAGCCAACAGUCACCUAGUUUAAAUUUUUAUUCGGAGAACAGCAACAGUCAGCAGUCUGCGCCGCUUAACGAAGCCGGAUUGCUUUACGAGGAGGUGGGCGUGGGUUCUCUGCUCUCGCCCAAUUUCAACAGAAAGUUCAAUAGCAUGACGCAACAGACGGCCACCACGUGCAGCUCCUCGGCGGGUUCAUCAUCCGGCUACAGCAGCGGCGGCUCUGCAGGAAUAGUUUCGCGAUCGGUGCCCUCAACUCCGCUACCUCACCAGCAGCAAAAUAGCCUCGCAUGCCUAAAUGGAAGUGCAGGUACAUCAGCUAGUGGAGGAGGUGUCUUAGGAAUUGGAAAUGGAGGCAGUUCCGGAGCUGGAAAUGGGUUUUUCGCCAUCUCGGACACGUUUAACUGGGAAGGAUCUACGGGCAAUAGUAGUCAGUUGGGCUAUGGCGCACAUUCUUACAGUGCCCGCAAUCCACUAGACAUAUCCAAGUCCAUGCCAACGACGCCGAUUGCAACACAACGUUUCCGCUACAGUCCUGCAGAAGUACACCGCGAUUAUCUUAUAAAUGGCAACACCAUCGAUAGCUUACCUUCAUCCGCCUUUGCUGCGGGAGGUGCUACGGAUCCUACAUUGGUUCUGAGUGCGGACACCCUUAUCGAUGACAGUGCGCCAAGCAGUGCCGAUGUGGUCGAGGCGAUGAUCGGUGUCACAGGCAUACUCGACGACUUUUAGAAUUUGCAUGAAGAGAAAGCUCAGGAGAUCAAAAUAUCAGAACGGCAGGACCCGGAUGAGGCGGAGGAGGACGUAGUCCAGUCCGCUGCAAAGGAGGACGCCAAUGUGGUGGCCUGUCUGCUGCAGCAUGUGGACCAAUUAUAGAACAUCCCAUCUUCCGCUUGCUGCCGUACUGAUGUCUCGUUAAUUUGUUUGUGUGUUAUCUAUUAAGUUCUUUAUUAUUGUUCUUGUUCCAUGUAUAUAGGAUUUCAGUUUUGAACACAAUUUUAGGUGGUAUUGCCUAAUUAACAUACAGAAUUCAAUUUAAUUCUAAAAGAAAAGAUAAGACAAAUAUCUGGUAGCGAAAAGACACGGCUUUAAAAAACGUGUAUCAACUGAUAUUCGAUAUGAUUUAAGGACUGGAACAUGAACAUGUAAAAAUCCUCCACACAUGAGCUUUCUCUUCGUGCCACUCGCUAGCUAAGUAAAAUCCAACAAAAUCCUAUCUUCCCUCUGUCUAAACUAAUCAACAGCUUAACUGUGCCUCUAAUUGGUUUCAAGAAGUGUCCAACAGCAUUAGAGGUUUACGCUUGAGCCGACUUCUGUAGUCUAACAUUACCCUCAGGCCCUCGUUGUAUGUAUGCAACUUGCAUAUUGUUAUAAUUACUAAACAUUAACAUUAACACACAGAUGACGAUGGUGGGUGCCCUUGCUGUAUGUAGUUACAUAGUUUUAUUGUUGAACAACAUUACAAAUGAAACGAACUUAAAGUCUGAAUGAAGGAAACGUGUGCAGCGGUUUUAAAAACGAAACAAAUUUACAAAAUGUAACUGUAAACGAAUGUACAUCUAGAACUAUAGAACUAAACCUCGGCGCUCGACGAGUUUGUCUUCCUGCGACCCUCGACUGUACAUAUAUAAGUAUAUAUAUAUAUAUAUUUCUAGAGGGAUUUCCACACGGAUUUUAUAGAGGGUCGCAGCGAACCAGUCUCAGUUCAAAAUUGUCAAAUUUAAUAGUGUGUUUGUAUGGUGUCGUAAGGUAUCAAGAAUAACGAGCUUCGUCAAUUGUUCAUCCACUUACUGGCCUCGUGGGCGUGGUCCUUCGAUUUUACUAACCCAAUCCCGAUCUGCAUAUUCUAUUUGUUACACUAUAUCUAUCUUUAUCUGUCUAUUUUUAACGCUCUUAAUUCUUCUACUAGUUGUAAGUGUUUGUUUGUUAUAUCUGUUUAUUAUUUUUGUUUAGUUCACGCUUGGUCGGUCCGAUCUGCGUAAGUUACUUUAGAUUUGCUAUCAUUGGAUUUUGUACGAUGUCUGCAAUUCAAAUUUUCUAAUACCUGAAUUUCUAGUUGUAAUGUCGUUUCUUGUGCCCAGUUUAUCAGAUUUUUUAGUUUCUUUCUAGCGAUUUGAACAAAGUUUAGCUUUAAACACUUCUUAUUAAUAAUUCACAUUGCAAAUGAAUGUUAGUUUGUUUGUAAAACAAAGUAAAACACAAGCCCCGAACCUAUUUUCGUUCUAAAACAAAUGAUUCCGCUCCCGAAAGCAGAACAUGUUUUUAAAAAAUGUAAAGAACAUAAAUCAUAAAUGUGCCUCAGGCUUUAUUGUAAAACAAAUAUAUACCAUAACGAAAAAUAUUCAUACAAACAUACAAAAUGCAUAAAAAACAAAAAUGUGAAAACAAAGAAAAAGUUAGCUACGUAUACACACAUAAAUAGAUUAAUAGAACGUUAUACGAGUAUAAUUAAAUAUACACUCAUUUACAACAAGCAAGGAUAGGGAAUCAAAUGAAUUUGUUAGAACACCAGAUUCAACCAGUAAUUCAUAUAUAGUCAACAAGAAAUGAUUCAAUAACCAGAACUGCACCCAUAGCCUAAAGAAAACAUUGUCAGCUAAAUUCUAAAAUAAUAAGCAAAGAAAUUUAACGAUUAUUUAUUUUUAAGCAGCGCCACUUACCCCGCAGUACGCUUUGAACAACAAACCACAAUAUACGAGUAAACAAUAGCAAUAGCCCUAAGUAUGGUAAAUAAAUUAAACAUAUUGUCAACGGGAACACUUUAGAUGAGAUAUAUGCAAUUAUACAGAAACAAUGCAUUAAAGUUAAACGAACCAAAACUGUACUUUUUUAUAAGAUAUUUGAAUGACAUAAAAUACAGAUAACAGAAACGAAAAAUAAGC
Messenger RNA from Drosophila subpulchrella, 6466 nucleotides. RefSeq lists its product as uncharacterized. The record is from RefSeq and is a predicted model, not a curated record. Lineage: Eukaryota; Metazoa; Arthropoda; Insecta; Diptera; Drosophilidae. Gene Ontology annotation, molecular function: DNA-binding transcription factor activity, RNA polymerase II-specific; RNA polymerase II cis-regulatory region sequence-specific DNA binding. Gene Ontology annotation, biological process: regulation of transcription by RNA polymerase II. The transcript has 4 exons. Bases 468 to 4316 code for a protein of 1282 amino acids.